Mycotypha africana is the source of this 162-nucleotide messenger RNA. Its product is annotated as mediator complex, subunit Med10. The transcript has 2 exons. The record is from RefSeq and is a predicted model, not a curated record. Gene Ontology annotation, biological process: regulation of transcription by RNA polymerase II. Gene Ontology annotation, cellular component: mediator complex. Gene Ontology annotation, molecular function: transcription coregulator activity. NCBI's taxonomy places the organism in Eukaryota, Fungi, Mucoromycota, Mucoromycetes, Mucorales, Mycotyphaceae. The annotation marks the transcript as partial.
AGUUACAUUGAACAAGGGCGAAACCCUGAUCUAUUCACACAAGCUUUUGUGGAAAGAACAGCAACGGAAAAUCAAUUCACUAAUGGUAAAAUCAAAGCUGUUAGUGAAUUCCGUACAUUAUUAUCAGAGGAAUUCAACAAGUCGUUCCCUGACCUUUAUGAC